Juglans regia (Persian walnut) is the source of this 1157-nucleotide messenger RNA. RefSeq lists its product as uncharacterized. Bases 164 to 751 code for a protein of 195 amino acids. The transcript has 3 exons. The record is from RefSeq and is a predicted model, not a curated record. NCBI's taxonomy places the organism in Eukaryota, Viridiplantae, Streptophyta, Magnoliopsida, Fagales, Juglandaceae.
GUCUUUCAGAGUCUCAGACACUCGACCUACAAGUUCUUCCCAUGUCGGACCCGACCGUACUCAAAUAAUUCCACUCUACUCCUCUCUCUCUCUCUCUCUCUCUCUCAGCCUCACAGAAACCAACGCUGCUUCGGUGAUUAACUCAAAGAGUGAAGAGCUCGCGAUGAGAACGAACAACGACGUUCCACAGUCAACCAUUCAUGUUCCUUCCUCAACGAUAGCCAGUAGUACGGUGGUACUCAAGAAAGACAACUCCUCGGAAGCAGCUGCUUCUGGAUUCUUCGGUAAGAGCCGUCCGUACAAGUUCUGGGCCUUGGCCGCCAUUCUUCUCCUUGCUUUCUGGUCCAUGUUCACCGGCUCCGUCACUCUCAAGUGGUCCACCGGUGACCUCACCCGCUUUGCCGGAGACACGACCGACUCUCUGAUCCACGACGAUCUUGACAUUCUGGAAGUGGAGGAGAGACAGAAGGUGGUGAGGCACAUGUGGGAUGUGUACACGCAAAGCAAGAGUAUCAGACUUCCUAAGUUUUGGCAGGAGGCUUUUGAGGCUGCUUACGAGCUUUUGGUGAGUGAGACUCCCGGCGUCCGAGACGCUGCCCUUACCGAGAUUGCUAAGAUGUCCAUGAGCUCCAUCAGCCUCCACCCACCUACUGGUCACUCACAGAGUACUAGACGAUCAAGAAAGAGCCCCAAGCAAGUAGAACAGGUGAAAGAAGAAAUUACAAUUGGGAGUAGUGAGAGUAGCCGAUAACCAGGAAAUCUUCAAGGGUAUACCAUAUAUGCACUCUGCGAUAUCCCACUUCCUGCUUAAAGUUUGGUAGAAGAUGGUGAUGGUAAUACACAGUCUAUUAUAUCAGAACAAGAAAUGGUUACAUAAAUAUUAGUAAUCUUUUAGCUCUCCCUACGAGCUUUUCACUACCAGCAUAGCAUUCUUCAGCUUAAGGACCUGGUAUUAUCCAGCUUUUUCAUAAUAAGCCCAUGAAACCGUGGGUUUUAGUAACUUGUAUUUUGCUGAAUGAAUGAUAUGGGGAUGACUUUCUGCUGAAAGUAUCAUAAGAUACGAAAAGCAACAGAUGAUGGUUAUUCUUCAUUGUAGAUUUUGUAAUCUUCAAUCACACUUCUUGUUCAUGCAGUGCAUAUCAAGUAGUUUUAUAUUA